Messenger RNA from Phaedon cochleariae (mustard beetle), 519 nucleotides. NCBI's taxonomy places the organism in Eukaryota, Metazoa, Arthropoda, Insecta, Coleoptera, Chrysomelidae. The record is from the annotation of a GenBank genome assembly.
AUGUUGAACCAUCCUCAGCAUGGAUACAAGUUCUUAAUGGAUGACUUGAUCAAAUCAUUUACGGACAGAGGUGAGAAUUUAUAUGAAAAGUGGCCACAGUUCCGAUCGGCUGUCCUCAAUAUGAUGCAAGAAGAGAAGAUGAAACCAAUAUUUGAUGAUAUAGAAUCCGAUGGACAACCGAAUACAGGAGGGGGAGAAGAAAUUGUUGAGCAGACAAUGCUUCAGGAUGAUAUUCUAUCGAUUCUUGGUAGUGAUAACUCAACCAGAAGAUCUUUUAGCGACACCAUUCAGGUUGAGAUUGCCAACCGCUGGUCCCAUAUUUUGGCUUCUGGUCUAGAGGAAGCCACUCAGACGGCUUUGACGGAAAAAUAUUUUCCCCCGGAAAACUGCCCAUUAUUGAAUCCUCUUGUAAAGGUUGCUAUCUCAGAUUCGGUCAUCCUUAGAGGCGGCCGAUUGGUGGCACUGCAGCAGCAAAUGGCUGCUAGUAUGACUGCUAUUGGGUCAGUGCUAACAAAAUGA